This is a messenger RNA of Striga hermonthica, 810 nucleotides long. Lineage: Eukaryota; Viridiplantae; Streptophyta; Magnoliopsida; Lamiales; Orobanchaceae. The record is from the annotation of a GenBank genome assembly.
AUGAUGCAAACAAUGACUCGGCAUGGCCCGGACCGAACCGCCGAGAUCAUGUCCCGGUACAGGCCAAUUGCCCCCAGACCCGACACCCUCAAACCUAAUCCCAGCACAGACGGCGGCGGAGCCGCAGCCGCCUCCGACCACAGCGGCGUCCGGAAAUCCCCUUACCUCAGGACCGUCUGGGCCCACCUCCAGGCCCGCCCCACCCGCACCCGCAAGCGCAGCCGCGCCGCCUCCUUCUCCCCGCCCUCCCUCAAGCGAGCUCGCACCUGCCUCCAGGGCCUCAUCCCGCCGCCUCCGGCGUACCACCACCUUCCGAACUCUCCGGCCGGAAACCUCGCUGCGCCGGUCCGGCCGGUGGGGUCGACCGUGGUAGUGGAGGGAAUCUCCGGCGAGAUACGGCGGCUCCCGGCCGCGAUGGGGGCGGCGGAGGUGGAGGAAGUGGUGGAGGCGGAGGUUUUGCCGGCAAUUGUGUCGGACUCGAGCAACAAGGUGAGGAUUUGCAACGCGGCGUACAAGGAGCUGGUGGGGCAGCCGGAGUGUGGGUGGCUGGAGAGGGCCGGCGGCGGCGCGUGCAGGAGGAUCGGCGGAGGGAUCUGGCUGCGGUGUAAUGUGGAGAGGUGGUUGCAUGGGUUCAGUGGGUGGGUGAGGAUUGAGUGGGAGAGGGAUGGGUUGAAGAGGUGCGUUAGGGCUUCGUGCGAGGCUCUCAAAUUGGAGUGUGUGGCUAAGGACUAUCAGUUUCUGUGGAGAUUUUAUGGGCUCAAAUCCGGUACGGAGGAGGAUGGGCCGUCUGCCGACCAAUUAGCAAUUUAG